Messenger RNA from Fusarium subglutinans, 1368 nucleotides. RefSeq lists its product as uncharacterized. NCBI's taxonomy places the organism in Eukaryota, Fungi, Ascomycota, Sordariomycetes, Hypocreales, Nectriaceae. The coding region runs from base 1 to 1368 and encodes 455 amino acids. The record is from RefSeq and is a predicted model, not a curated record. Gene Ontology annotation, molecular function: protein binding. The transcript is spliced from 2 exons.
AUGGAAGGACAACGGCAGCUGGAUCGGCUACCGCCAGAGAUAUUCUCGCUAAUUCUACGCAAGCUCGAGCCACGCCAAAUCAAGCCUCUUAUGCAGACGAGUAAGACCAUUAACGCAAUGGCCAAGCCAAUGUUUUACAGGAGAAUAAUAUUCUCCAGGGACAGACACUUCAGAAGGUUUUUGAGAGUCGCGAAAGGAGAUCCCAGGAUCCUUAACAUGAUCCGUCACUUGGAUGUCAAAAACGUUGAUGCUCGAUAUUUCUGGCUGCUCCUCUGCCUUGACCUUCGCAACAUCGAGAGCGCCACUCUGAGUAAUGGGGAGACCAUGAUCUUUGGAGCCCGUGACGGCCUCGCUGAUUUUGAAAACAUGGCCUCGCUUCUGGCCGGACGUAUAACUCCCAAACCUAGACUGAAGACGGUAUCUUAUGAUAUCAGGGGCCCUGACCCGCGAAUUUUGUCGUUGGAUGAGAUUAAACUAUUCCGCUAUCCCAGCCUUACAUCUCUGCGCCUCCAUAACGUCACACUCGAUCGUUAUGCCCCUGAUCUAGUUCAGCCAUUUCCGUUGGAGAAUCUAGAGUCCCUCCACCUAGAAGUUUACAACUAUUCAGAUAAAAUUCUGGAAAGGCUCUUGCGAAAUGCAAAGAAACUCAAGCGCUUCGAGUUUCACCACCCUAUGGAGGAACUCGAUCGAGAUACACCAAACUUUCCACGACUUCUAAGACCGUGCCAGGAGAGUAUCAAGAUCAUAGAGCUUUACUGGGACUGUCACCGACCGGCCUUCGAAAACAAGCCCAUGAAAUUUGCCAAUUUCACAUCUCUUCAAUAUAUCGCCGCCCCACCAAGAGUUCUGUUUGGGGCUUAUCCCUACGAACGCGAUAUUGAGUGGUUGCCCAGGCUCAGAGAGCACCUGCCGCCAAGCUUGAAGGUGCUGUUCUUGCAAGAGAUUGAAAUAUAUGAAAGGACCCCGCUAUUGGCCCCAGGUCAAGAACUUACUGAUGACUAUGACCCAUGGUGGUAUUUGAUGCCUGCCGAUUACGAUAUGGUCAAAACUCUCCUCGACUAUGAGGCAAUGUUUCCAGCGCUUUCUCUUAUCGCGUGGACAUCGCCAGUUGACACACAACCGCCGUGGCGACUCGACGAACCUGCUGGCAAAAUCGGUAUCGAACUUAAGUGCGCAAAGACGAGGAUACAGUUGGAACCAGACGAAGAGUGGCUUGAUGAGCUGGAAAGAAACCCUGCGACUGUGUACUCAGAUACUGGUUCAGAGUGUUCAGAGGCUGGUUCGGAGUAUUCAGAGGCUGGUUCGGAGGAGGCUUCGGAGGAGGCUUCGGAGACGGGUCAGGAUGAGACUUCAGAGGAAAAGCCCUAA